AUGGGUAAUUUGUUUGAAAAAGUAAGUACAAGUACAUUUUUUUCAUAUUUAUAUUUGCAUAGGAAUCUGUACAAUUAUUUAGAGUUAAUGUGAAUCAUACUUAGUUUGGUAAAAAAAAAAAAAGAAAUAAAUAUGAUUUUAAUUACUCACAGUUACAGAAAUUUAAAAGUUAACAAAAUAAAAAAUUAUAUUUCCUAUACUUAGGUAUAUUCUUAUACCUUUAUACCUAAAUAGACAGAAUUGAAUCAUACAUGUGUGUUAUAGAUAGGUAUCCAUAAAUGUUUGCAUUAACUGAUUACCCAUAUUCUAAUAUGACCAUGUGUUGUAAUGCUUGAAUUGGAAAACAAAUGAGGAGAGAUGCUGGUUUUAGAUUAAAAAUUAUUAUUCCAUACAUGAUAUAAAUAAAGUAAUUGAUUUUGCAAUAAACAUAAAAAUAUAUAAGAUUAAAAUAAAUAUCUUAGGUACUUAUUAUAUUCUGUGGUACUAUUAUCAACAAUAUUAACACCAAAAAUACCUAUUAAAUCUUUUUUGUUAAACAGAAAAAAAAAUCAAGUAUUGAUAGGAAAAAAAAAAUCUAGGUUAAUAUCUAGUUUUUAGGUCAAUGAAAAUUGACAAUCUAAUGACAAAUUCCUUAUAUGUGAAGACAUAUGAACAUAAGUCAUAUGGAAUAUUAAUCGAUAUUUAGACUAGGUUUUAAAAGCCAGUAAUAAUAACUAAAUUUUAAUUUUGAAUAAAAAUAAUAGACAGCUGCUCUUUGCGAAUAAAGGCAGACACCUCCAGAAAGCAAAAACGUUCAUAGUGAUCCUAAUUAAAUGAAGUAAUAUAUUAAAAAUCUAUGCAAAAAUGAAAGGGCCCCCAUUCACUUGUUAUCACUCCAAUUCAAGCACUGAUGUGUCAGUACAAAUUUAUUAAUAAAUUUAGUUUUAUUAUUCUAAUUUAUGUUUAAUAUUAAAUCAUUUCCUAUUUAUUUAUCUUAAUAUUAAUGUUAAGUCAUAUAUUAAAUUGUUUGUUUGGAAUUAAUAGGGUUUUUUUUUUACGUUUUUUAGCCUAACUAUGAACUCAAUCAAAAGCUGUCACUACAAGAUAUUAAGUUUGAAAAUAAAGAAGUAAAUAUUUUAAAAAAUGUCCUAGUUAACAGGAUACUCCUAAUUAAUAUUAAAAUAAUGUUAACAUUUUGAAAAAUAAUAAUAAUAACUUUAUCUUGUAUUAUUUUAUUAAUGUUCAUUGCUUAUCAUAAAAUAUAAUUACAGGCAAGAGUGGAUCGUGUAUUUGUACAUGGACAUAAAAACACAAACAAUUCUAUUAUUCAAUCAUCAGUUAACUUAAUGUUCAAAUCCAAUUCUUUUAAUAAUGUAAGUUUCUUUAAGUAUUCAGGUAUUUAUGAAAUACUUCAUUAAUGUGAUAAAUUAUGCUUAAAGACCAUUCAAUACAUUCCUCAAAUUGUAUUUAUUUUUUUCAAAAUCUUAGAUUAUAAAAAAUGCAGCAAUUGUGCAUAAAAACCUAAUGAGUAUGAAUUGUUUUGAAAGUGUAAAUAUUAAUAUUGAUGUAAAUAAUGGAUCAAAUUCAACUCCAAAUGGAUAUAAGGUAUUUUAAUAUAAAAUCAAAUGUAUCCAAUUUAAUUACAAUGUAUUUAUGAUUUAUAUAAUUAUAGGUUACUUUUAAUAUCCAAGAAUUAAAAUUUGCAGAUGGUAUACUACAUUCAAUAGCUCGAGAUAAUGAAGGGUUGGUAAAUUUGGGUUUCAAGAUAAACAACAUUACUGGCCAUGCAAAUCAUUUUAAAAUAGAAACAUCCCUUGGUAAUUAUGGCACUCAAAAAUAUGAUGCAUGUAUUUCAAAACAUAUCCCUGGAAGUAUAUCUACGUGGUAUGAUUUCAGUUUAAAUUGGAUUUGACAGUCAAAUUAUGAUUACCUAUUUAAUUAUUAAACAUAUUUUAGCACUUCUAUACAUACCUUUAAAAAGAAAUCUUUUUGGAAUAAUGUACAUGGUGUUUACAAAGAAUGGGGUAUUCUAUUUGAUUUAAUGUUUCUCACAUUUCAUAAAGUAAGUCCACCAAAUAUUAUUAUUUGUAUUAUAAUUAGUAAAAUUGUAUUUAUUAUAAGUAAGAUUAUUUAUAUUACUAAUAAAUAUGUAACUUUCUCAUUAUUUAAAAAUCUUACAAGUUUAUAAAAUUAGAAAUGUUUUAAUAUUUCAUACAAACAAUUUUUUCUUAUUAUUAAUUUUGUUAUUUCUACUUGUUAAAAAGAUUAUUUAAGACAUGAUAUUAAUUGAACUUAAACUGAAAUUACAAUGUUUUCAAAAUAAUAUGGUCUUUUUCAUUCUUGCUUUAGUUGAAUACUUUUUAAGUGGGUAUUUUUUUUUCUAUUUAAAUGUUUUAUUGACACUCCAAAGAGCAAACAUACAUUCUUAAAAUUGUAUAGUAUGAAAAGUAUUAAAUUAUUACAUUAAUAAUGUGAAAUUAAAAUGUGUAUAGUUUUAGUCGUUAUUUAGUUAUACUUAUUAUACAAUAAGGGUAAAUUUUAUACUUGAUUAAUAUAUUAAGAAAUUAUAGAAUUAUUAAUUUAAAGCCUAAAAGUAUAAUAAAAUAAUUAAGGUAACUACUAGUUUGAGCCUUAGGUGACUUGAAGAUAGCCCAUGCUGAAACUAGUUAAAUUAUUUUAUUAUACUUUUGUCUUUGAAUUAAUAAUUUUAAAAUUUCUUAAUGCACUUCAUAUUACUUAUUAGUCUUAAUUUAAAGAGGAUUCUAUUUUAUUUAUAAAUACUAUUAAAUAUAUAAAUAAAUAAAUGAAUGCAUCACUUGAAGUAUUAUGAUAUGUGUAUUGUAUGGUUUCGAAUUAAAAAUCCAUCAGUAUGUAAAAUCACAAAAUCAGAAAGUAAACAGCACAAAUAUGAAAGAAUACAUAGAGAAAAAAUUAUACAAAUUGGUAAGUUUACAUAGAAAUAAUUUAUUUUAAUAGGACUGAUUAUUUAAAAUUAGUUAUUAUUAGACAUAGAUAUGUUAAUAAAUAUAAAUUAUUUUGUUAUUAUUUAUUAUCUGAAAUUUAUUUAUGUAAUAAGAUAUUAUUUUUAAAAUCUUAUUAAAAUUGUUUUCUUUAUUUCAUUGUAUAUAUGUAAUUCUUUUAAAACUGAAUUAAUGUAAAUGUUAUUUUGGGUUUUUAAUAUUUUUAAGUCUGUGUUAAUAUCAAAGCUUAUAUUAUGAUUUUUUUCUAAAAUAUGUUUAGCGAAAUUUGAAUUAAGUGCAGACUUUUUAAAUUUUAUUUCAGGAAUGUGUUCUUUAUAUUUUAUUUUAAAAUUUCUAUUUGCCUCACCUAUAUAAAAUUUAUUAAAUUAACAUUUAAUUUUAUAUAUACCAGCAUUUUCAAAAGAAGUAGGAUUUUUUGUGAAAUUUGUAGUUCUUUGUUUACAUGUUUGAUUAAAUAAUUAUUAGUCUUAAAAGUGAUUUUUACAUUAUAUUUUGUGUUAUUGUUCAGAAUUUUAGUGAAUUUGUUAGACAUAUUAUUUUGAUAUUUCAUACUACAAUAGUUAAUAAGAUUAUUUGGCGAUCAGUGUAUCAUUUUUUCUUUAAUAUGUUUAUGCAUUUUUUUCAGUAGUAUUUAAAUUUAAAUUAUUUCUGUGGGCUGUAUUAUAGAUAAUAUUGAGCACGUGUUUUGGUAUUAUAUUAGAUCAUAUAUCAUAGAAUAUGAUCUAAGGGUAUUAUAGCAUCAGUUUAUGUAGGUGCCAUAUGAUUAUAAUCACCCUUAUUUUAAAAUAAUAUUAUUUUUUAAUUCAAUAUUCUAUAGGCUUGUAUUUCAUUAAAUAAACAUAAUUACCAACACAAAUUUUUGAUUUGAAACUGUAAAUUACACAUAUAAUACUCCAGGUGAUGCAUUUAUUAAUUUACGAGUAUUAACCCAUUUAAUUAUUUUGUUUUUACUUUAUUAUUUUAUUAAAUACUAUUAAUUCUAUUUUUAGAGUCAAUUCAGUCAAAAUUUACAAUAUGAAGGUGUAAUACGUGAUGUUAAUAUGUUAUCUAAAAAUAGUCCAUUUCAAUUGCGAGAAGAAUCUGGGUUAUCCAUUAAAUCUUCUAUCAAACAUAUAACAACAAUUGAUACUAGAGAUAACAAAAUUUUAGCCAAUGAAGGAAUUUUUUUCCAAAUGGUUAUGGAAAUUGCUGGUUUUGGUGGUGAUGUUCGAUUUUUGAGAAAUCAUUUUAUCAGUCAAUUUUAUACAAAAAUUAGUAAAGAUGUUGUAUGUAUUGUUUAUAUGAUCUCAUAUUAUUUAUUUCAUGUUAUUUUUGUCAUUUAUGUAGGUUUUUCAAGGUUCAUUUGGUGCAGGAAUUCUAACCGAUUUAGGAAGGUUCAAAAAAAUAAAUGUAAUGGAUAGAUUUUAUCUUGGUGGUCCAUUGACAUUACGGGGUUUCCAAUCUAGGGGAAUUGGUGACUUAAAUAAAAAUAUGAUAGCUAGUGUAACGGUAAUUUAUAAUAGUUAUUUAAACUAAUUCAACUAAUCAUAAUUAAUAAAUUUAUGUCUGCAUUAAAUUUAUUUUUAUAUUCACAUUCAAGAGCUAUUGGAUUUCUGCCCUUCAUAUUUAUGUAAAACCAUGUUUUGGAAAUAACCGAAUAAAUGAGACAUUCAGGUUACAAUUAUUCUGCAAUGCAGGGAAUAUAUCUUUUUUUGGUAAUGUAUUAUAUUUGUAUAUAAUAUUAGUUCAUAAAUAUUUAAUACAAUUUUAUAAUAUAUAUUUAUUUAGACAAAGAUACAAAAACUUGUUUUGGAUUGAUGUUUAAAGACUUCAGAUUAUCUACUGGUGUUGGAUUAGUAGCUAGGGUAGGCAAUUCAAUAAGGUUUGAAUUUAACCUAUGCACACCAUUUCAAUAUAAAAUUGGUGAUAAAAUUGUCCAUGGUUUUCAAUUCGGAGUUGGUGCAAAUUUUAUUUAA
Messenger RNA from Cinara cedri, 4915 nucleotides. NCBI's taxonomy places the organism in Eukaryota, Metazoa, Arthropoda, Insecta, Hemiptera, Aphididae. The record is from the annotation of a GenBank genome assembly.